Molecule: messenger RNA, 900 nt
Organism: Arthroderma uncinatum
Lineage: Eukaryota; Fungi; Ascomycota; Eurotiomycetes; Onygenales; Arthrodermataceae
Exons: 1
Coding region: 1-900 (299 amino acids)
Biological process (GO): translation
Cellular component (GO): mitochondrial large ribosomal subunit
Molecular function (GO): structural constituent of ribosome
Source: RefSeq, a predicted model, not a curated record
AUGGCAUCCGUCGCACCAUCCGCCUCCGCGACGUCGAUGUCUGCAGCAAACCUCCAACCACCUUCACACAGAAGACCUGAAUUCCGCAAAUCCCAACUUCACCGACAAUACGCUUCGAUCCUACGCACGAUGCCAUUGAUCAUCUACUUUCAGCAUAAUAAUUUGCAAUCUAUGGAGUGGGCCAACAUACGUCGCGAGCUGAUCAAGGUGCUGCGUAAGGUCGAUGCACAGAAUGCUGCUAUGGGUAGCUCCGAGCCAGCUAUCGCAGAUACUAUCAAGUUACAGAUUAUUCAAACUUCGAUAUACGAAGCUUCUAUGAGAGUGGUAGACUUCUAUCGUCCUGAAACUGCUUCGAUUGGUGCAUCGGGACCGAUAUUUAACAAGGAGGAUCCCCGAUUGACUCACGACUUAUCGCACGCAGCAUACAAAGCCGUGCUCUCGAAACGUGGAAAACAUGACUUUUCCAACCUUCUCGUUGGACCGAUUGCUACGCUCUCAUUCCCUUCCGUCUCGCCGGACCAUCUACGUGCUGCGUUCACUAUUUUGGCACCAACUGCCAAGAGCGGUAUGUUCCCUGCGCCUUCACGUAAGGCGAACCCAGGUCUGUAUGACCUCGUGACCCAGCCAGGAUUGCAGAAGUUGAUGCUUCUGGGUGCCCGUGUGGAAGGAAAGGUGUUUGAUGCAGAUGAGACGAGAUGGGUGGGUGGUAUUGAGGGUGGAAUGGGUGGAUUGAGAGCUAGGUUGGUUGGUAUGCUGCAAGGUGCCAGUGCCGGGUUGGCCAGGACGUUGGAGAGCGCAGGAAAUAAUCUCUACCUUACCCUUGAGAGUAGGAGGACUGUUAUGGAGGAGGAGCAGAAUGGUGGCAAGAAAGAGGAGCAGGCAGAACAGAAGCCGGAGUGA